AUGGAUUACCUUCACGAUGUUUGUAGCUGCCUGAACGCGAUGGAUUCAUCCAAAGUUACAGAGAGAAAGAAGAGUGCCACCCAGCUGGAGCAGCUCCUUGGCAGGAUGUCAGUCACUGACGUUAUCGACAGUAACACAGCUCGGGGCACAAGCGGCAGUAGAUUGGUCACAUGGGAUGUAGUUUUAAAGGGUGUUAUCCGGUACAUAGACACAGAAAUCACAGCUUUACAAUCAGCCAAAGAAAGCCAGUCAGCUACAACUUUGAACAACAGGGAUAAGAAAAGGCAGGAACUGAGUUCCUUGUUCAGACUUGUCAUCAGAACUGCCAAUAAAGGAAGUGCAAAGUUGAGUUACCAGUUGCUGGCCGAGAGGAUAGAGUCCAUGUUGAUUGAUACAUACACAUUAAAAUCUUUUGGAGCAGAUUACAGCAGUAUGUUCUUGAAGUAUGUGCUGCCAGUCAGACAGUACUGGUUGGAAAUAAGUCCAGAGAAAUGGAGAAAACUGACGACUCUGUUUUGCAAACUAUAUGAUGAAAGCAAGGUGGAUCAAGGAAUCCUGGCUCGGAUCAUUCACCAGGUCAUUCAAGGCAGCUGCUUGCAGGGUGAGCCUUAUCCUCGGAGGGUUUUCAGCUUCUUCACAAAAGUCAUGGAAAAUAUCAG
Molecule: messenger RNA, 659 nt
Organism: Candidula unifasciata
Lineage: Eukaryota; Metazoa; Mollusca; Gastropoda; Stylommatophora; Geomitridae
Source: the annotation of a GenBank genome assembly